AUGGCGGGCGGGCAGCACCCUGUGAAACUCUUUGUGAUGAACGGAGACGGAGGAUGGGACUGUGCAGGCAAGGGGCAAGUUUCAACCAUUUACAUUGAGCGACUGGAGGGCAUGUGUCUGCUUGUUCAGUCAGAGUCAGAUGACUCGGUGAUUUUGGAGUCCAAGAUAAAUCUGGACACACUCUAUCAGAAAAAGCGGGGCACGUUAAUUGUUUGGACUGAUGCUGAGAAUGUGAAUAAAGCGCUGAGUUUCCAGCACUCAGAAAGCUGUCAGGAGAUCUGGGAAGAAAUAUGCCAAGUUCAAGGUAAAGAUCCAACAGAAGAAAUCACACAAUACGGUUUAGAUGAAACAGGACAAUUUGAUGAAAUAUUAGAAGACAGUAAUAUUGAGUCGCCUGACUGUGAACUUAGUACCGUUGCUGAUCUUGCAGAUUUCUUUAACUCGUUUUUUGUUUCACCUAACCGUAAGGAAAGGCUGAUUCGAAUCUUGGAAAAUGGGGGUUAUCUUAAAAAAUUACUUGAGCUAUUCCAAAUUUGUGAGAAUAUGCAUGAUACAGAAGCAUUACAUCAUUUGUACAAUAUUGUUAAAGGAGUCUUACUCCUUGAUAAAACUUCUCUGUUUGAGAUUAUGUUUUCUGAUGAGUGUAUUAUGGAUGUGAUAGGAUGCCUUGAGUAUGACCCUGCUUUGGCUCAGCCAGAAAAGCAUAGGGAAUUCAUUACCCAAAGCGCAAAAUUCAAAGAAAUUGUGCCAAUAACAAAUUCUGAAGUUAAGAAAAAGAUACAUCAGACAUACAGAGUAAAGUACAUUCGUGAUAUGCUUUUGUCUACACGAACCCCAAGGGAAGAAAAUUUUCUCCCCUCUCUUACUAACUUUAUUUUCCUCAACAAGACUGAUAUAGUCAGCAUGCUACAGGAAGAUGACACAUUUUUCUCUGAAGUAUUUACACAGUUAAAGGAUAAGACUAUGGCUGAUGAUAAACGGCUUGAACUGUUAAUUUUUUUCAAGGAAUUCUGUGAAUUUUCCCAGGCUUUAUAUCCUCAAAGCAAAGACACAUUGCUCAAAAAAUUUGUAAGAUUGGGAAUUCUUCCUGUUCUUAAAAAUGUUAUGAGUGUAGACGAUUUCCAAGUAAAGCAAGCUGCUACAGCUAUAUUUGCUUGUCUGGUGGAGUACAAUCCAUCCAUAAUCCGACAGUUUGCAAUGGAUGAAGAUCAGGAGUGUAAAGAUGAUGAACUUCUAAUUAAUGUAGUAAUUGAACAAAUGAUCUGUGAUACUGAUCCUGAACUUUCAGGUGCCAUGAAUCUAAUGGCACCUCUUUGCUCUCUGCUUGACCCAGAGACAAUGCUGAUAUCAUCUUAUGAAUAUGAAAGAAGUAAAUUUCUAAAUUUCUUCUAUAACCAUUGCAUGCAUAACUUGACAGCACCACUUUUAUCCACCACUGAAAAAGACAAAGAAGAUGAUGGAUUUGGACCUGACCAAAACAGAAAUUGCCCGAGUGUUGUUCGUUUAAUGAGAAAGAUGAUUGGACUUAAAGAUCCACAAUAUAAUCAUUACAUCAUACGGGGAAAUCUUUUUGAGCCAAUUGUAAAUGCUUUUCUGGCUAAUGGAACUCGCUACAACAUUUUAAAUUCAGCUAUUAUUGAGCUAUUUGAAUAUAUAAAUGUGGAAAAUAUCAAGUCUCUUACUGUACAUGUAGUCAAAAAAUUUUAUAAGGCUUUUGAAUCGAUUGAGUAUGUACAGACAUUCAAAAAUUUGAAGAGUAAAUAUGAACAACAGAAAGACCAACAAAGUCAAGUAAAGCAGACUUUACAUUCGACAGCAUAUAGAGAUACCAAACACAUGACGGUGAAGAAGGAAAUAUGUUUUAACAUAGAUACAAGAGAAGAAGCUAUGCUACCAGUGGGAAAUGAUCCAGAUGGUGAUGAAAACCUUAUGGAAAGUAAAAGCACAGAAGAAAAUGAAAACAAUGUAGGCCCUCCCAAAAUAACAUCUUCUAGUGUCGUUAGAGUUGCUUCAGCUUUUUCUGGUGGUGCUGGUGAUGGACUAAGUAGUCCAUGCAGUAGCAGUGUGACUACCUUAGUGGAUUAUCCAGAUGAUGACAAUAAUGAGGAACACAGAGAAGAUAAACCACCACCCACAAAAAGACCAAAUCAAAGCUCAUAA
Molecule: messenger RNA, 2160 nt
Organism: Octodon degus (degu)
Lineage: Eukaryota; Metazoa; Chordata; Mammalia; Rodentia; Octodontidae
Product: serine/threonine-protein phosphatase 4 regulatory subunit 3B-like
Exons: 2
Coding region: 1-2160 (719 amino acids)
Biological process (GO): protein dephosphorylation; DNA damage response
Cellular component (GO): protein phosphatase 4 complex; nucleoplasm
Molecular function (GO): protein phosphatase activator activity
Source: RefSeq, a predicted model, not a curated record